This is a messenger RNA of Elgaria multicarinata webbii, 702 nucleotides long. RefSeq names its product natriuretic and helokinestatin peptides-like. Gene Ontology annotation, molecular function: hormone activity; hormone receptor binding. Lineage: Eukaryota; Metazoa; Chordata; Lepidosauria; Squamata; Anguidae. Gene Ontology annotation, biological process: negative regulation of systemic arterial blood pressure; receptor guanylyl cyclase signaling pathway; cGMP biosynthetic process. The transcript has 2 exons. Gene Ontology annotation, cellular component: cytoplasm; extracellular region. The record is from RefSeq and is a predicted model, not a curated record. The coding region runs from base 1 to 702 and encodes 233 amino acids.
AUGAACUUCAAACUCACCUGUUCCGGUUCGCUCCUGCUGCUGCUACUGUUCUUCACCUAUGACCAAGGGAGAGCGAACCCCUUGAAAAGAGGCCAGUCCCUGUCUAAACGGUUCGAGGACGAUUCCAGGGAACUGAGGCAGAAGAGAGCCGCUGAGGAAAACGUCCCUCCACUGGGGCCCGACGUGCAGAAACCAAGAGCCGAGGAAAAUCUUCCUCCUCCAUAUAUGCCCACGGUGCCGAGAGACGUGGAUGAAAAUGCUCCACAGCUGGACCUUGCCCUGGCGAGAGCCUCCGAGGAAAACUUCCCACCUCCAAUUUUUCCCUUCGAGCCGAGGGCUGAGAGUGAAAAUGUCCCGCCUCAUCAGCCCUUAGUGCCCAGGACCUCCGUUGCAAAACCUCCUCAGUUCAUGCCCUUCAUUCCCAAGUCCUCCGUUGCAAAACCUCCUCCGUUCGUGCCCUUAGUGCCCAGAGACUCCGAUGAAAACCCUCCUCAGUUUGUGAACUACGAGCCGAGAUCCUUCGACGAAAAUGCCCUUCGGAAACUCAUCCACAAAGUCCGGCGCUCUUUCUGGAGGUCAGCAAGGAGGAACAAGCGGCUCUAUCCAGGAGAUGGCUGCUUUGGUCAAAAGAUCGAACGGAUUGGGACCGUGAGUGGGAUGGGAUGUGGAAGCUCAAACUCUGGCUACAGUGGGAAAAAAUAA